Molecule: messenger RNA, 2407 nt
Organism: Cherax quadricarinatus
Lineage: Eukaryota; Metazoa; Arthropoda; Malacostraca; Decapoda; Parastacidae
Source: RefSeq, a predicted model, not a curated record
ACUUAUGUAUGUGUUGUUUCAGGCUUGCUGGUGUUGCAUGAAGGGGUUGCAUGAGGGUAAAGCAAUGAGUCACCAUAGCUGCUACCCUAUACUCACUCCACUAUUGCUGUUGCUGCUGUUGCAUGACAAUGUGUUGACAACCACCACUACUGCAGGUGUGGUGGAGCAGGGAAGAUCUGCUGUGUUCAUGCAGCAGGUAGAGGUGAUGGUGGAUGGGGUAACAACUUACAAUGGCUCAGCCGUUGUGGAAGUCAGCAGGUACCUGGCCGACACCCUCCUGAUUCUCACUACCAGAGAUACAGACAACACUGCACUACCUCUUGUAUCAGGUCAUGGGUCAGGGCGAGCAUUAGUAGUGAAGAGUGUUGGGGGACGCAUCACUACACUUCUACACCAUGCUGAUGAGACCACUGCUUCGCUUAACUACAAAAGAUCACUGGCUUCUCUCCUCACACCUGCCCACCACACUUCCAGCCUCACCUACCAUAUACAGGCUGACGUACUUGGGACAUGUGAGGUUCAUUAUGAAAAUCGGGAAUCUACAACAGUGACGUGGCGUGACUUGACCCGUUGCUCACACUUUUCAUUGGAGCGGGCUCUUGGUGGCCACCACCUUCCCUUUAUUCACCUGAUUGUUGACCUGGUAGGUAGCAGCUCCCAUUGCAAGUACCGGUGGCGGAACAUGGCAGGGGAUGUGCUGGAGGGUGUUCAGUGCAUGGAGACACUAUUGGUGGCACCUAGAUACACAAGCCCUUCUAAUGUUCUCAACAUCACCCUUGCUAUGUCCCUCACACACACUGCCACUGCAGCAUUCAACCCUGCUGCUUAUGAAUACCUACAAGAAGCCACUGAAACAACAGACUUGCUGUACCAGCCAUUGUCGUACCAGGCAGAAGGUGAGGAUGAGGACGUGAUAAAAUUAAUGAAAGAGGUUUGCUCAAUAGAGGGUGAUGGGCGUCUCACAGGCGGCCUCUUGCAAAAAAUGUCACAAGUGAUGAAGGUCCUGUCUCGCACCACCACUGAGCUGCCUCUUCUCAUUACAACCUGCUCCACUAAUGUAAGAAGGAUGGUAGCCUUGAUGUCGGCCAUCGUGGCUGGGCCUCGCUCACUACAUUUUUUCGUCGCCCAGUUGGCAGAGUUGUCGCGGUACCCUGAUGCUCCUGUUAGUAUGGGCGAGGAUUUUCUCUUCACUUUUGCACUGCGGAGUUUGGUGAGCCGCAACCAUCACAGCAACUUUCAUUUGUUUGAUGACUUCUUCCUUCGACGGGAGAACCAGAUGGUCUAUGAGGAGCUGGUCGACUUCUUACUGCAGCAGAAUCCCCCAGCUGUGGCAGGUGUGGCUGCACUUCUGGAGGGGCUGAAGGAUGUGGCACCUCAGCUGUUUGAACGUCUCCUGCAGAAGAGUGGUCCUCACCUCUCCCCUGAAGCCUCCUGUGAAAAUGGAGACCAUGCAGAGGCAGUGCGACUUUUGAGGAGUGUGUGUGGGCUGAGUGUUCGUCCUGUGGGAUACGUCGCCUCACUCAGACCCUGCUUUGCCAACGACAAUGUGGAUGUGGUGGUUGCUGCCAUGGACACCUUGGCUACAGUUGAUUGUAGCAUACAGGGUGUCACAGAGCUACAGAAGUUGGGAUUGGAAAGUCCUUCAGACCCUGAGAUUCGUAUUGCUGCUUACCGAGGCCUGAUUCACUGUAUUCCUUUACGCCCGCAUCUCCUCCAGACUGUCACCAAGGCUCUUGACCCCAAAGAUGACAACUAUUCUACUCAAGUUGCUUCUUAUGUGUGGAGUCACGUCCAGUCUGUGAUUUCAUCAGACAAUCCUAGUCUAUUAACUUUGCGUGAACUACUGGCCACCACUGAUAUUGGGUCUGAGGUACCAGACCCAGUGUGGUAUGAUCCACGUCAGCACUCACGGCACCUCUUCCAGACAAUCCACUUGGAUAUCCAUACAGCCAUCAGCCUGACUGGGGACCUAGUGUGGGGCAGGUACUCACCUGCUCCAAGGGCAUUCUACUUCAAUGUUGCCCUGCAUCACAAUGGAGACACACAUGAGCUGGCACAGAUAGUGGUGCGAGUGACAGGGAUGGAGGCAAUGUUGCUAAGCAUUCCAGGAGUAGAGAGCUUCUUGCAGGCAUCGACCACCACAGCUACUCACCUGUGGUCAACCUUCUCACAGUUCAUAAACAACUCUGAAAGAAGUAAGAGAGAGAUCAUGCCAGAACAAAUUGCAGAUUUCAUUCAGCAGGUCAUGUCAAGGAUACCAGCAGAAUACAGAACAGGGUCAUCAAGUUUGGAGGUAUCAUUGCACCUCUUGGGUACUCUAGCCUUCCACACACGUCUGGCUGAUAUUCGCUAUUCCUCCCUCAUAGAUGACUUUGCAAGGAUGCUACAGGAACCUAUACAUGCUGCA